Mya arenaria is the source of this 2313-nucleotide messenger RNA. RefSeq lists its product as uncharacterized. The coding region runs from base 1 to 2313 and encodes 770 amino acids. Lineage: Eukaryota; Metazoa; Mollusca; Bivalvia; Myida; Myidae. The transcript has 2 exons. The record is from RefSeq and is a predicted model, not a curated record.
AUGUCAACCCACUAUCCGGGCGGUUCAACACUGUCAACUUCCUACCGGGCGGUUCAACACUGUCAACCUCCUACUGGGCGGUUCAACACUGUCAACCCACUAUCCGGGCGGUUCAACACUGACAACUUCCUACUGGGCGGUUCAACAAUGUCAACCCACUAUCCGGGCGGUUCAACACUGUCAACCUCCUACUGGGCGGUUCAACACUGUCAACCCACUAUCCGGGCGGUUCAACACUGUCAACCUCCUACUGGGCGGUUCAACACUAUCAACCCACUAUCCGGGCGGUUCAACACUAUCAACCCACUUCCCGGGCGGUUCAACACUAUCAACCCACUUCGCGGGCGUUUCAACACUGAUAACCUCCUACUGAGCGGUUCAACACCAUCAACCCACUUCCCGGGCGGUUCAACACUAUCAUCCCACUUCGCGGGCGUUUCAACACUGAUAACCUCCUACUGGGCGGUUCAACACCAUCAACCCACUAUCCGGGCGGUUCAACACUAUCAACCCACUUCCCGGGCGGUUCAACACCAUCAACCCACUAUCCGGGCGCGGUUCAACAAUGUCAACCACCUUGUGGGCGGUUCAACACUAUCAACCCACUAUGCGGGCGGUUCAACACUAUUAACCCACUUCACGGGCGGCUCAACACUGACAACCUCCUACUGGGCGGUUCAACACUGUCAACCUCCUACUGGGCGGUUCAACACUGACAACCCACUAUCCAGGCGGUAUAACACUGUCAACCUACUAUCCGGGCGGUUCAACACUGUCAACCUAGCUCCCGGGAGGUGCGACACUGACAACCGACCUACAGGGUGGUUCAACACUGUCAACCCACCUCCCGGUUGGUUCAACACUGUCAACCCACCUCCCGGGUGGUUUAACACUGUCAACCCACCUCCCGGUUGGUUCAACACUGUCAACCCACCUCCCGGGUGGUUUAACACUGUCAACCCACCUCCCGGUUGGUUCAACACUGUCAACCCACCUCCCGGGUGGGUUAACACUGUCAACCCACCUCCCGGUUGGUUCAACACUGUCAACCCACUAUCCGGGCGGUUCAACACUGUCAACCUACCUCAAGGGCUGUGCAACACUUUCAACCUAACUUCAGGGCGGUUUAACAUUGUCAACCAACUUCCCGGGCGGUUCAACACUAUCAACCUACUUCACGGGCGGUUCAACACUGACAUCCUCUUACUGGGCAGUUCAACACUGUCAACCUACCUUCCGGGCGGUUUAACACUGUCAACUUCAUACUGGGCGGUUCAACACUAUCAACCUCUUACUGGGCGGUUCAACACUGUCAACCUACUAUCCGGGCGGUUCAACACUGACAACCCACUAUCCGGGCGGUUCAACACUGACAACCUCCUACUGGGCGGUUCAACACUGUCAACCCACUAUCCGGGCGGUUCAACACUGACAACCCACUAUCCGGGCGGUUCAACACUGACAACCCACUAUCCGGGCGGUUCAACACUGUCAACCUCCUACUGGGCGGUUCAACACUGUCAACCCUCCUCCCGGGUGGUACAACACUGUCAACCUCCUACUGGGUGGUUCAACACUGUCAACCUACUAUCCGGGCGGUUCAACACUGACAACCCACUUCCCGGGUGGUUCAACACCGUCAACUUACUAUCCGGGCGGUUCAACACUGUCAACCCUCCUUCCGGGUGGUACAACACUGUCAACCUCCUACUGGGCGGUUCAACACUGACAACCCACUAUCCGGGUGGUUCAACACUGUCAACCCACUUCCCGGGCGGUUCAACACUGUCAACCCACCUCCCGGGCGGUUCAACACUGUCAACCCACUUCCCGGGCGGUUCAACACUGUCAACCCUCCUCCCGGGCGGUUCAACACUGUCAACCCACUUCCCGGGCAGUUCAACACUGACAACCUCCUACUGGGCGGUUCAACACUGUCAACCCUCCUCCCUGGUGGUACAACACUGUCAACCUCCUACUGGGCGGUUCAACACUGUCAACCCACUUCCCGGGUGGUUCAACACUGUCAACCCACUAUCCGGGUGGUUCCACACUGUCAACCUCCUACUGGGCGGUUCAACACUGUCAACCCACUAUCCGGGCGGUUCAACACUGACAACCUCCUACUGGGCGGUUCAACACUGUCAACCUCCUACUGGGCGGUUCAACACUGUCAACCCACUUCCCGGGUGGUUCAACACUGUCAACCCACUAUCCGGGCGGUUCAACACUGACAACCCACUAUCCGGGCGGUUCAACACUGACAACCCACUAUCCGGGCGGUUCAACACUGACAACCCACUAUCCGGGUGA